AUUCAGAUUCCAUCCAUUCAUACAGCGAAGGGAAGUGGGGGGUUGGUAAUCGAGCAAGAUAUAGGUCGCCUCCCUACUAUGACCUGAUCGCAAGUAGUAUAAGAAUCGGGGCCCACUGUAAUUGUCUUGGUUCAGGACGAAAACCUCAGCUCUAAUCUCCAUCUAGGACAAGCUUGAUCAAAUUCCACCGAUCAUGACGAAUCAAGACAUCCAUCACGACUCGGACCAGGAUGGUUUCGCCACUCGUGCCAUUCAUGUCGGUUCUCAACCAGAUCCUACUACCGGCGCAGUGAUCCCUCCUCUGUCCCUCAGUACUACUUUUGCUCAAGCCGGAGUCGGGACAGCCAAAUACGACUACUCGAGAUCCAUCAACCCUAACCGAGAAGCCUUGGAAUCGCUCUUGGCCUCUUUGGAACACGGCUCUGCCGCGAUCGCCUAUUCGAGUGGGAGCGCGGCGACCGCGGCGGUCUGUCAAUGGUUGACCCUGCCUGUAGCUGAAGGAGGUGGACGAAAAGGGUCGAAGCGGGAUGAAAUCAGGGUCUUGUCUAUCAGCGAUGUGUACGGCGGGACCUACCGUUACCUGAGACGGGUGGCAGAAGCCACAACCUCGGUCGAAGUUGACUUCCUAGACAUGGCCCAGAUUACAUCCGACGAUCUCGCCUCCGCCUUGACCCCCGAGACCAAACUUAUCUGGCUCGAAUCGCCUACGAACCCCUUGCUCGUUGUACCUCCCCUCGAGCUCAUCUCAUCUGUCGUCCGUUCGAUCCCGGAGCAAGACCGCCCGCUGAUCGUGGUCGACAACACUUUCCUCUCGCCUUAUUGGAGCAACCCGUUGGAUUUGGGCGCAGACAUCGUUCUUCAGUCGAUCAGCAAGUAUUUGAAUGGGCAUAGCGAUGUGAUCAUGGGCGCCUUGAUCAUCAGACAGGGGUUGGAAGGACGGCUCUUGAAAGGGUUGAAGUUCCUUCAGAAUAGCUCAGGCGGUAUCCCUUCCCCCUUCGACUGUUUCCUCGCUCAACGUGGUAUCAAAACCCUGCCCCUACGCGCCCUCCAACACGGUAUCAACGCCCUCUACAUCGCCUCACGCCUGCAGUCCAACCCGCUUAUCAGCGAAGUCCGGUAUCCCGGUCUGGCGAGCAACGAGUUUCACGGACGAGCGAAAUGGAGCUUGAGCAGUCAGGCCAAGAGGGACUUGCGUCGGCUAGGCUGGAGCCUCGACGAGAACAACAACAGCUCGAACGGUCACACAGAACUGGACAAGGAGCGUACUGAGGGCGGUAUCCCCUUCAGCGGGAUGGUGACCAUCCGUCUACGUGCCAACGAAGCCCAGACAGAGAAGUUCCUGCAAUCUCUGCGCCUAUUCGCUCUGGCCGAAUCGCUAGGAGGUGUGGAAUCCCUCGCCGAGGCUCCGUGGAAGAUGACCCAUGGGAGUAUUCCCGUCGAGGAUCGGCUGAAAGCCGGGAUCACCGAGAAUCUGGUUCGGCUCAGCGUGGGGAUUGAGGAUCGGGAGGAUUUGUUGGCUGAUCUGGAAAGGGGUCUGAAGAUCGCAACCCAGGAUUGAUUGGAGGCAUAGAAUUGGGUAGCAGCGCAUCAUAAUACUGUAACUCCCAUUUGACUCAUGAUUCUCUACGUACGAGCAGACCUGUUGACAUGUUCGAAACCAAAAUAAGGAGGAUUAGCUGUC
This is a messenger RNA of Filobasidium floriforme, 1681 nucleotides long. Its product is annotated as Cys/Met metabolism PLP-dependent enzyme-domain-containing protein. Gene Ontology annotation, cellular component: cytoplasm. Gene Ontology annotation, biological process: transsulfuration. Gene Ontology annotation, molecular function: pyridoxal phosphate binding; cystathionine gamma-lyase activity. The transcript is spliced from 4 exons. Bases 194 to 1558 code for a protein of 454 amino acids. Lineage: Eukaryota; Fungi; Basidiomycota; Tremellomycetes; Filobasidiales; Filobasidiaceae. The record is from RefSeq and is a predicted model, not a curated record.